This is a messenger RNA of Pomacea canaliculata, 1166 nucleotides long. RefSeq lists its product as uncharacterized. Bases 96 to 668 code for a protein of 190 amino acids. Lineage: Eukaryota; Metazoa; Mollusca; Gastropoda; Architaenioglossa; Ampullariidae. The record is from RefSeq and is a predicted model, not a curated record. Gene Ontology annotation, molecular function: protein binding. The transcript is spliced from 2 exons.
UAAUGUCAGAGGAGUUCACAGGGAUAUAAAAGGCGGUUAGGGCGGCGAAUACAGGCAGGUUUGAAUUCUCUCACAAGGAGGUAAACCUUAAAAGAAUGUCGUGGUUGUGGUUGCUGGCGGCCGCAGUUCUUGUGGUGGUAGUUGACACCCGCGAUGAGGUUCGGGCUCGGCGAUCAGACGACCCUUCGCCACUGCAGUCUGUGGUGGAGGAUCUGUCCCGCCAGGUGUCCGACCAUCAGGCGCGUCUGACGGCUGUAGAGAGAACAUGCAGAACUGCUGUUUGGAAUGUGGCCUUCCACACUCAUCUAAGGGACGACACCAUCAGCAUCCUUCCCACUGCCACGAUCAUCUACAACACCGUCCUCACCAACAUCGGCAACGCGUACGAUGACCGCACCGGCAUGUUUACGGCCCCCGUCGCUGGCACUUACAGCUUCACCAUCACCUGCAUGGCGGUCGUCGGCACCAGUCUCCCUCGACAUCAUCGUCGACAACAAUGCCGUAGCCACCUGCUGGUCCACAAGCUCCACAACUUCGGAGCUGGGCAGCACAACGGUUACAGUGCACCUGUUAACGGGGAAGAGAGUAUGGGUGCGCCAAGGCACUGCAGACACUCAGAUGCGGGGUACCGUGUGGGCGGUGUUCUCGGGCUUUCUCAUCAAUGCUGACACCUAACUACGGCAGACUGGAAGGACAGCGACCGAUCGGAGCAUCUUCUGGCAGGACAAGGGACAUCCUUAUUUUCUUAAAAAUAGUAUCAGCGUGUGUUUAUUUCAUGUACACCAUAUUUAGCUUGUGAUCCAAAAUAUGAUUACAUUUUUGCUUCGAGAUAAAAAGAUUGUAUUUUGAAUGUUUCAUCAAUCUUGGAAUUUUUUCCAAACAUCUUAACUUCUUUUCUCUCAGUAUUUUCCAUUAUUCAUUAAGUAUUAAAGAGGAGGAGGAAAAAAGAUUUGUAUGCACCAUAUGUAACUAGGAUAAAACACUGAGCAUUGCAUCUUAUGCACACAUACCGUCAUAUAUAGAACAGCACAGAAUUAAAAUAUAGCGAGGUAUAUUUCCUAGUUUUUGCCAUUUAUGAACCACAGUCCGCAGCCUGUUUCGCUGUUGCUUGUGUGUAUAAAGUACAUUCCUAAAUAAAUCAGAUGAAAAGUAUACUUGGUCUGGAU